AUGACUCAGGAAGACGCGCCGGCGCCCGUGAACUUCUGGGGCGAGCACCCGGCGACGGAGGCGGAGUACUACGCGGCCCAGGGCGCGGAGGGCGAGUCGUCCUACUUCACCACGCCGGACGACGCGGGCGCGCGCCGCCUCUUCACGCGCUCGUGGCGCCCGGUUGCUGGUGGGGGCGCCGGCGCGCGGCCGAGGGCGCUCGUGUUCAUGGUCCACGGCUAUGGCAACGACAUCAGCUGGACGUUCCAGGCCACGGCCGUCUUCCUGGCCCGCUCCGGCUUCGCCUGCUUCGCCGCCGACCUCCCCGGCCACGGCCGCUCCCACGGCUUGCAGGCCUUCGUCCCGGAUCUCGAGGUCGCCGUCGCCGACCUCCUCGCCUUCUUCCGGUCCGUCCGGCGGCGCGAGGAGCACGCCGGGCUGCCGUGCUUCCUGUUCGGGGAGUCAAUGGGCGGGGCCAUCUGCCUGCUGAUCCACCUCCGCACGCCGCCGGGGGAGUGGGCGGGGGCCGUGCUGGUGGCGCCCAUGUGCAAGAUCUCCGACCGGAUCCGGCCGCGCUGGCCGGUGCCGGAGAUCCUCACCCUCGUGUCGCGGUUCGCGCCUACUCUCCCCAUCGUGCCCACGGCCGACCUCAUCGAGAAGUCCGUCAAGGUGCCCGCCAAGCGCCUGAUCGCCGCGCGCAACCCCAUGCGCUACAACGGCCGGCCCAGGCUCGGCACCGUCAUGGAGCUGCUGCGCGCCACCGACGAGCUCGGCGCGCGCCUCGGCGAGGUCACCGUCCCGUUCCUCGUCGUGCACGGCAGCGCCGACGAGGUGACCGACCCCGCCGUCAGCCGCGCGUUGUACGAGGCCGCGGCCAGCGAGGACAAGACCAUCAAGAUGUACGACGGGAUGCUCCACUCCAUGCUCUUCGGCGAGCCGGAGGAGAACAUCGAGCGCGUCCGGGACGACAUCCUCGCCUGGCUCAGCGAGAGAUGCACGCCGACAGCAACUUCCUGA
This is a messenger RNA of Triticum turgidum subsp. durum (durum wheat), 996 nucleotides long. The record is from the annotation of a GenBank genome assembly. Lineage: Eukaryota; Viridiplantae; Streptophyta; Magnoliopsida; Poales; Poaceae.